This is a messenger RNA of Symbiodinium sp. CCMP2592, 1755 nucleotides long. NCBI's taxonomy places the organism in Eukaryota, Dinophyceae, Suessiales, Symbiodiniaceae. The record is from the annotation of a GenBank genome assembly.
AUGAGCUGCUUCGACAGCUCGCGGCGUGGAGGCGCAGAGCCGAGGCCGCAAGCGAGGACCGAAAGGACGGCGUCACGGCGUGUCUUCCAGCAGUUCUUGACGCUCGUCUUUCCUUCCGACGAAGUUGUUGCGGACUUGCUCAAGAGGCCCUCGCUGGGUGAGGAAGCCUUGGAUCGUUUGCAACAACGAUGGAUGCAGUUGGAGGACUUGCACAGCCAGUCCCUAGCCAGCUUGAACGAGAUGGCACGGCAGCAGGUGGCUGAAAAGUCAUCGGAGAUCCAGGCAUGUCAGAAGGCACUGCGCGCUGCGGAGGCCCAAGUUCAGGAUCUCAAAGCGGAGCUGACAAGCAUGGCUCGCGACAAAGCGCAAAUGCUCAAGCAGAAACUCCACGGAAAAGGGAGCCAAAACGACUCCAGUUUUCUCGCGGUGGAGGACCAUGCUGAUGCGGGUGCCGACGCGGAGCUUCAAGCAGUCGAGGAGCAGAAGGCGGCAGCGGAACGUCGUGAGAAAGAGGCCUGGCAGGCCUUGGAGCGGCAGCGGCAGGUGGCUGCCAGUUUUCUGAACCAUGUCUUCACAUUCGGGCCCAUCUACAGCUUUGGAGUUUUCCUGCCGGUGAUCAAGGCAGACUUGAACGUCUCCCUGACGGAGGUCUCUGCCAUUAGCUCCACGAUGAAUACCGCUCAGUUCAUGGGCUCAUUGGUGGCAGGACUCCUCAUCCCAAGGCGCCUCGGUCAUGCAACUGUAGCUGGCAUUUGUGCGCUUUGUGCCUUCGCCGGCCUUGCGGCGCUGUCCUUCGUUGAAAGCAUCUUCUUUGCGUUCCCGGCUGUAAUCUUGGCAGGCCUUGGACUGGGGGCUUCGAACCUGGCCGGCCUUGUGGCAUUGAUCGACAGCGUUGCUGCAAAGAAGAGGGCUACACUGGUGGGCCUUGCGACCUGUGGCACAAGCGUCGGCACAAUUCUGCUGCCUCAGUUCUACAACACUCUCACAGAAGCAUUCGACUGGCGCUGGGCGAUGCGAAUAAAUGCCCUGGCUACCUUCUUGGCUUUGGGGCUGGCGGCGCCGCUUUUCCGGGUGCCGAAGCCCGAGGGAUCCGAUGUAGCCGCUCCGCCGCGAGAGGCAAAGGAGGCACAAGCCUCCAAUCCAUGCCGAGAUGCACGGUUUGUAUGCUGGUGGUUGGACAUGUUUGUAUGUUUCUUCGGAUACUUUGUUCCGCCGGCCCUCUUGGCGGACUUCGCGCAGACUGAGCUCCAGCUGCCGCCGGAGGCUGCAGCCAAUGCCUACACUGUGAUCGGCAUUUGUGCGCUGCUCACGCGCCUUUGCCUUGGCGCAAUUUCUCAUGCCUGCGGAGGGCCACGACGUGUUCACAUGGCGUGCCAGAUUCUAGUUGGAGUCGUAACGUGCUGUCUGCCGUUCUGCUGGAACUUGGAGUCUCUGCUUGUUUGGAGUGCUUGUUAUGGCCUGUGUAUUGGCCCUGUCAUCGCAUUAAUUAGCGUGGUGCUGAGCGAGCUCUUCGGCACCCAGGCCUUGCCGUUGUACCACGGCGUGUCGCGAGUCGGAGUGGGCAUGGGGAACUUGCUUGGAGUUCCUGUUGCAGGCCUGAUCGCCGAGAGAUGGGGCUAUGAAUUCGCAAUCGUGCUCUCAGGCAGCCUAGUGAUGAUGGCCACGACUUUUUUGGUCAUUCUGGCAAUCCUGCAUCGUCGAAAGCUGAAUGCUGAAGCCCAGAAUUCGUCUUGUCGGGAUGGUGCAAAGAUUUGA